AUGAAUUUUGAGCUGGAACGUGCUACUGUAAAAGCCGGAGACGGUUCUCUAAUCACCGUUGAUUAUCUGCAGAGUGAUAACAUAACCACAUACAAAUUUUCUCAUGAAUUUUUCCCAUGUUGCCCUUUGUUAAUACCCCUCCUUGCAUGUAUGGUGUUUCGUUUUCAGCUGAAACGUGCUACUGUACAGAAUGCUGUGACAGGUGAUCUAGAACCAGCCGACUAUCGUAUUAGUAAGAGCGCUUGGUUGAAAGAAGAAGAUCAUGAAGUUGUUGCUCGUGUAAACAGGCGAAUAGAAGAUAUGACAAACUUGAACCAAAAGACCUCUGAAGAUCUUCAGAACUGUAGCAAUAUGGGGAUACGACGUAAACAUCUUGAUAACGCGAGUACAAACGGUGAAAGGGCGGGAUUCUCCAUUUUUUUACCACCUUUGCCUUUGGGGUCUUUGUGCCAUUGAAC
This is a messenger RNA of Strongylus vulgaris, 458 nucleotides long. The record is from the annotation of a GenBank genome assembly. Lineage: Eukaryota; Metazoa; Nematoda; Chromadorea; Rhabditida; Strongylidae.